This is a messenger RNA of Onthophagus taurus, 1294 nucleotides long. RefSeq names its product lipase 3-like. The record is from RefSeq and is a predicted model, not a curated record. Gene Ontology annotation, molecular function: hydrolase activity, acting on ester bonds. NCBI's taxonomy places the organism in Eukaryota, Metazoa, Arthropoda, Insecta, Coleoptera, Scarabaeidae. Gene Ontology annotation, biological process: lipid metabolic process.
UUAAAAUCACAAAUUAGCACCAUGUGGUACCUCCUAAUCGGUGUAUUUUGCGCCUCCUUAUCAGCAGGUUUUACUUUAGAGCUAGAAAGAGAUGUUCACCCCGACACUGGAUUAAGUGUGAUUGAGUUAAUCGAGAAAUAUGGUUAUCCAAUUGAACAACAUCAAAAUGUACAAACUGAAGACGGUUAUCUUUUGGAUGUACAUAGAAUUCCGCAUGGAAAGAACAACGCAAACGAAACUAACAAACCCGUUGUGUUCCUCAUGCACGGUGUUUUGAGUAGCAGUGCAGAUUGGGUUAAUUUAGGUCCAGAAAGAAGUAUUGCCUUCCUUUUAGCAGAUGCGGGGUACGAUGUUUGGAUGGGAAAUGCGCGGGGAAAUACUUGGUCGAGAAAACACGUCGAUUAUGACCCCGAUUGGCAAAAAAUGUCAUUUUGGUCUUUUAGUUGGAAUGAAAUCGGAACUUACGAUUUACCCGCAAUGAUCGAUUACAUCUUAGAAGUAACCGGUCAAGAAAAACUCUUCUACAUCGGCCACUCCCAAGGAACCACAUCCUUCUUCGUUAUGGCAUCUGAAAGACCAGAAUAUAACGAUAAAAUCAUUUUGAGUGUGCAAUUAGGCCCAGCAGCUUUCAUGGAUAACGCUUACAACCCAUACUUGAAGCUUUUAGCGCUUUAUGAACCCUACCUUGAAUGGUGGUCCUUUUAUCUUGGGAUGUACGAAUUCUCACCAAGUUCUGAACUUAACGGCUUAAUUGGAGAAAUUAUGUGCCGAGAAACCGCUUUAUGGGUUGAGAUGUGCGCAAAUGUGAUCUUUUUGAUUUCCGGAUAUGAUAGUGACCAACUCGAACGGGAUAUGUUAACUGUUUUUAUGACGAAUGCCCCAGCUGGAGCUGCAACGAGACAAUCACUACAUUACGCGCAAUUAAUUACAAGUGGAAAAUUUAGAAAAUACGAUUUUGGAAUGGUGCAAAAUUUAGUUCAAUAUGGAUCGAUUUUUCCUCCCGAUUAUGAUUUAUCGCAGAUAACAUCCCCCGUUGCUUUGUUUUAUGCUAAAAAUGAUUGGUUGGUUUCACCAAUUGAUGUUGGAGAGUUGAUUCCUCUUCUUCCCAAUUUGGUUUAUCAACACUUGAUUCCUUACGACAAAUUCUCCCAUUUGGAUUUCGUGUGGGCCAAAGAUGUUAAAACGUUGCUUUAUGAUGAUGUUUUGAAGCUAAUGGAGAGCUACUUGUGAAUGAAAUGAUAAGAAAAGGUGUACUUUGGUACUGAGUGCAUUGAAUAAAGUCGAUUUAAAAUUA